CCGUAUUCCACUAUGAUCUUCGGCAUUAAGGAUGGACUUAGACGCGGUUGAACGAGAGCCGCGUACUCAGAUUCGGGCAACGGAGAGUUUCAUCACAAUGAUGAUUUCCAGCCUCAUCUCGACGAAGGGUAGUUGGGCAGACAUAGCGCCCUCUACAGAUCAAGUAUAAAAGGCACGGGUUAGUACAGCGUCGGAUUCUCUUUUGGAAAUACACCAGGCAAAACAAUCAUCUACUUCAAUACAAUACCAUAUACCUUUACUACCAAUACCUUUUGGUUGACUUGUGACUAUGGCUGUCUCAUCACGACCACCUGCCAACGGGUUUGUGGCUGCCAUGCGCAAGCUCUACAAUCCCAUCGGCUUCGCCAAGGGCUACAACUUUACGUUCUGGUUCAUCUUUGCUGGUGCCAUGCUAGGAUUUUGUCUUGCACGGAUAAUGUACCUCGACUUCAACGGUAUCUACUGCUCGCCGUUCCGCCAAGGCAUGAACUCUGCGGGCCCAGGAGAGUGCUGGACUUACAACAGCAAGACACGCUAUCUUAUCGGCAUAAAGAUGCAUCUCUACACCAUCAUCCCUGCUGGUAUCUUGGUCUGCGCCCAGUUUACACCAGUGAUCCGCCAUAAGUUCAUCCUCGUCCAUCGCAUUACUGGGUACUUGGUUAUCGCGCUCAGCUUGGUCGCCAUCGUUGGUGCCCUUAUGGUUGCCAGCGGAACUUUUGGAGGUACUAUUGAGACGCAAACUGGAAUUGGCUUCGUUGCCAUUCUAUUUGUUGGAUCCCUCGCGAUAUCAUACUACAACGUUAAGAGGCUGCAGAUUGAGCAGCAUCGCGCCUGGAUGCUCCGAGCCUGGUUCUAUGCUGGUUCAAUUAUCACUCUCAGAAUAAUUUCGAUACUUGCCAUCACGAUACGAGAAGGUACUGACGAGAUGUAUAAAGCUCUACCAUGCCGCGAGGUCAUUGCAUUGGCCAACAACAUUACACAGGCGCUAUCACAGUACCCUAUCUGCCAGGAUGAGAAUGCUUUCGUGGCAGUAAAGGGCUCCUUGAGUAGCAAUGGUGCUGCAGGUGUUGCUGCGGCUAUGCAGGUCAACUUUGGCAUGGCUCUAUGGCUUGCUUUCGCGAUCCAUGCAGUUGGUGUGGAGAUCUAUCUACAACUUACUCCUAAAGAGGCUGAACGGCUGCGCAAUGUCUCGUACCAGAGACAGUUGGAAGCCGGAUACUCAAAUCCUGGGAGUGCAGGAUUAACGGUUGACCGUCUUGGUGAUAGCAACCCAUGGAGCCCGACUGAGAAGAAUAAAUCAUAAGUGUGUUUAAGUUUAGCGGCGCAGGAUGUACUCAAACUAG
Messenger RNA from [Torrubiella] hemipterigena, 1343 nucleotides. The record is from the annotation of a GenBank genome assembly. Lineage: Eukaryota; Fungi; Ascomycota; Sordariomycetes; Hypocreales; Clavicipitaceae.